This is a messenger RNA of Ostrea edulis (European flat oyster), 1484 nucleotides long. RefSeq names its product nicolin-1-like. The transcript is spliced from 9 exons. Lineage: Eukaryota; Metazoa; Mollusca; Bivalvia; Ostreida; Ostreidae. The record is from RefSeq and is a predicted model, not a curated record. Gene Ontology annotation, cellular component: nucleoplasm. The coding region runs from base 63 to 815 and encodes 250 amino acids.
GAGUCUGGAGCGCUUCAUUAACGACGAAGAGUAGCAGGUGCCCUUAAUUUUUAAACAGUUGAAUGAUGGGCGACCGCCCCCUUCACUGUUCGAUUAAAAAUCCGGUUGUACUAACUGUAGAAGACCAGAAAAACGCUUUCCAUUCUGGAUGUAAAGUUAUAGAUGUCACGUUCCCAAACAUUUCAGUCCCAGAGAAGCAGACUGUCCCUAUAUCCCUCUGUGAACGGGUUGGAGAAAUAUGUUUCAAGAAUUACUACACAGCAUAUAUUUCUGUACGAGUGAAAUUUAAGGCAGCUCCUGACAAUGCAACAGAUUCUGGUGAAAUAAAAUGGAGGACAUGUGUGCGCAAAAUGAGACUGAUGCCCAAUCCUCAUAAAGAAGGCGGUUCCCAAGAUUACUUCUCGAUAUCGAAGAAACAAUUUUCCUUUGACAUCUCUAAUAUAUCUGCCCUGCGUAUAAUUCUACAACAACCGUCUCCUGUGUGGAAAGAAUUCCGUGUAGAAGAUCUGCGGCUUUACAGGUCAUCAGAGAUGUUGAGUAAACCUCCACCCUUGCCUGGCUGGCUGACUGAGGACUCUGCAAACAGCACCAAGCACAAAUUAGAGGCAGAAAAAAUGGAUGAAAAAUAUAUAUUGAAACAUGCUCCUAGUAGGCCCAGUAACGCAGGGGGCAUACCCAACUUGGAGUCCAUAUCUUCAAGUUUACAAGAGUUAUGGGGGCUAUCUGAAGAAAUGUCUGUGAACCAAAGCAAAACGGACAUAGGACGAUAUGAGGUGGAUGGAUGUUACGAAAUCAAUUUACUGGCGUACACCUGAAAUAAAUUCACUGGAACACAUGUGUAAUGUCUGUGAAAAUCUUCCUCUCAGCCAAAUGCUGAUUAUCUGAGAGACAAACUGUCUACAUGCUGAGUUCUGUGGAGAUUACAGACUUAGUACACAGCUUUUGUUUUACGUCAUACUUUGCGAAGUCUUUUAGCAGUAGAUCAGAAUUUCUGUUUAUUACUGAUGCAUGUAUUGUUCAUCAUAAAAAUUUUUAUUCAUUGAUGUCGAAGACGGUGCAAAUAUAUUAUUUUCAAAUGACUAAAAAAGUUGGGUUUUUUUUAAACAAGGGCAUCAGAUAUAGAUUUAACUAUGAAUUAACAAUGGAAAAUAUAUACAUGUAAAAAGGUAGCGAGUCCAAAACUUUAAUUACAUUGAAAAGGAAAGUAAUGGAAAAGACUGCAAAAAUCAGAAAAGCCUGGCAUGCUUGAUAAUCAACAAAAAAUACUUCUUGAUUCAACAAUACACAAUUUCCUAUCAAGUAACUACAUGUAAAGUUGUCAUGCAACUUCAUUUUGGCUUACACAAUAAAAUUGUUAUGUAUUUAAUCUUCUAAGAAAUAUGGAAAAUUAUGUGAUUUAUGCCAUGUGAUUCAUUAUGAUGUUAAACUUGGAGUCAAAAUCUUGUGUUAAAACAUUUGCUCUAUAUAGUAAUGCAUGGGAAAAC